AUGGCUUUGUUCCAAUUGAGAACCUUGUGUUUAUGUCUCCUCCUCCUUGUGUUCAAAACCUGCAUAGCCGGCCAACAACAUAAAGAUCGGAUUUAUCCUGGGUUCCAGGCAUCUCAGAUGGAUUGGAGUGAUAAUGGGGGGCUGUUCUUGCUAUCCAACAACACUGCUUUCGCCUUAGGAUUCUACCAAGCCCUUGAUGUCAAGUUGUAUUUACUAGUAGUCAUUCACUUGGGCACUUCUAAAGUGGUCUGGACUGCUAAUAGAGGCUCACUAAUUUCAAAUUCUGAUAAGAGAAGUAGUUCAGCCAUGCAGUUGCAGGAUUCAGGAAACUUGGUAUUGCUUGGUGACAAAGGAAGCAUUCUUUGGCAGAGUUUUAGCCAUCCUACUGACACUCUUUUACCUGGCCAGGAGUUCUCAGAAGGAAUGAAGCUCAAAAGUUUUCGCAAUCGCAAUAACGUGUCUCAUUAUCUUGAAAUUCAGUCAGGGGAGCUGGUCUUAUAUGCAGGAUAUCAAAUUCCACAAAUCUAUUGGUCCAUGGCAGAUGACAGCAGGAAAAGCAAUAACAAUGUCAGUGGCAAGAUUCAUUCUUUGUCUCUGGUGUUCAAUUCAUGGAAUUUCUAUGGUGCAAAUGGAUCCUUACUUUGGAAAUUUGUCUUCUCUGACAAUAAGGAUCCAAAUGCCUUCUGGGCUGCUGUUUUAGGAUCUGAUGGUAUAAUAUCGUUCUAUAAUUUUCAAAAGGGAAAGUCUGUUGCUGCUGAAGCAACUAGGAUCCCACAAAGUUCAUGCAGCACUCCUGAGCCUUGUGACCCCUACUAUGUGUGCUAUUUUGAGAAUUGGUGCCAAUGCCCUUCACUUCUCACCUCACGCUUUAAUUGCAAACCUCAAGCACUCCCAACCUGUAAUACCUCCAAAAGUUCAGUAGAGCUCUUAUACGUUGGUGAGAAGCUUGAUUACUUUGCACUUGGUUUUAGCACACCCUCUCUGAAAUCCAAUCUGAGUUCCUGCAAAGAAGCUUGCCUUGGUGAUUGUUCUUGCCUUGUGCUGUUCUUCGAAAACAGUUCUGGACAUUGUUUUCUGUUUGACCGGGUAGGGAGUUUUGAACGCUCCGCUGCAAAUUCUACUGGAUACAUCUCUUUUAUGAAGUCCUUGAGGGAUGGAUUAAGCCCUGUAAAGGAAGGCAAGGGAAAUAAAAGCAAGCGCAUUUUGUUACUCAUGGUCAUUUCGGUUGCAACAAUCUUGGUUAUUGUUGGUCUAGUUUAUGUAGGAUUCUGGUACUACCGCAGGAUGAGACUAUUGGAAUAUUCCCAAGAAAUCUUGGAAGAGGAUAAGUUCUUGGACAGUCUUUCUGGAAUGCCUAUUCGCUUCACUUACGGUGAUCUUAGCAGAGCAACUAAAAAUUUCUCCAACAAAAUUGGCCAAGGAGGGUUUGGUUCAGUCUACCUAGGUGUGCUUCCAGAUGGCAUCCAACUGGCCGUGAAAAAAUUGGAGGGCGUUGGCCAGGGAAAGAAAGAGUUUAGAGCUGAAGUCACUAUUAUUGGGAAAAUUCGUCAUGUCCAUCUGGUCAAGCUCAGAGGUUUCUGUGCAGAAGGGCCUCACAGACUUCUUGUUUAUGAGUACAUGGGUAAAGGGUCUUUAGAUAAAUGGAUAUUCAUGAACAAGAACAACAAAAAGGAUGAAUCGUUAGAUUGGAAUACAAGAUUCAGUAUUGCCUUGGGGACAGCAAAGGGGUUGGCUUAUCUCCAUGAAGAGUGUGAAGAAAAGAUUGUCCAUUGUGAUAUAAAACCUGAAAAUGUUCUUCUUGAUGACAAUUUUGUUGCCAAAGUUUCAGAUUUUGGUUUGUCCAAGCUAAUGAACCGGGAGGAGAGCGGUGUACAUACGACGCUGAGGGGCACAAGAGGCUACCUUGCACCAGAAUGGAUCACCAAUUAUGCCAUAUCCGAGAAGAGUGAUGUAUACAGUUAUGGGAUGGUCUUGCUUGAGAUCAUUGGUGGAAAGAGGAAUUUUGAUCCAGGGGACAGUUCCGCGAAAGGCCACUUUCCUUCUUAUGCCUUUAAGCUGUUGGAAGAGGGAAAUAUGAAACAGUUCCUUGAUCCAAAUCUAGAUGUCGAUGAAAAUGAUGAAAGAGUUUUAAGUCUUUGUACUUUACCCCCACCGCCGAUAUCCCCCUCUGUGUCAGACCCUCAUUUUAGUUUCUUACAAUGGAGCAGCAAAGAUGCUACUUCAUCAUCAGGACUCAGUAAUUACAACAGUGAUAUACUCAUGUCAGACAUUCGGCUUUCAGGGCCAAGAUGA
Prunus armeniaca (apricot) is the source of this 2292-nucleotide messenger RNA. The record is from the annotation of a GenBank genome assembly. Lineage: Eukaryota; Viridiplantae; Streptophyta; Magnoliopsida; Rosales; Rosaceae.